UCUGUCAGUCAGCGCACGAGGGGGACAGAGAAACAGACCGCUUUAUUUAUUUUUCUCACAAGACGUGGCGGCGCGUGUGCCUGAUGUGAGGUUCAAUAAACUUACCGGUUGACGGUAGCCAGACAGGCCUAUGUGUAAAAUGCUACUGUGGCGAUCAACGGCGAUGGAGCUGACGGAUUCUGGUGGCGUCACCCUGACAGGCUAUCAUUCAUACGAUCCCAGUAUACACGUUGCGGAGGACAUCUACGCUUCCCCGGUGUCUCCUGCAAGUUUCAGCAGGAAGGUGCAGUACCAGGGCCCAGGCAGGAUGAUGACUCCCAGGGGCUUGUUGCCCUCCCCUCCCACCCCUCCCCUGACAGCAGACCCCAUGGACGACUACUGGAGCGAGGUGAAGAGUAUAGAGGAGGGGGAGGAGGCCAGUGGGGGAGACCAAGACCUGCUGGAGAGAGCCAGCAUGGACGAGGCGGAGCUGGAGGAGGCGUGGCUUACGGAGGCGGGGCUGGAGGGGCUGGUGUCGGGGGCACAGGAGGAGGGGCCGGAGGGGCCUGUGGAGGUGUUGCUGUCGACGCUGACGCGCUCACAGGCUGCCAUGGUGAAGCGACGCGUGGACAACUACACACAGACCCUGAGGAAGAGGAACAGGCAGAACACCAGACACGUCAGAGACGUGUUCUCCACACCUGACCCCCCGCCUGUAGAACCAGUGCCCCAUGUGUCUCCUAAUUCACCCAACGGCCACUCACCUUCCGACCAACACACCCCUUCCUUACGACACACCCCGUCUAACAGACACACCCCUUUUCGUGGACGCCCCCCCUCCAAUAGACACGCCCCUUCUAACGAACAAACCACAGCUCAUGGUCGCACCCAAACCAAGACCAUCCACAGAACCCCCUCUAGAGUGCGUCCUGCGUGCCCCAGCUUCUCCCCAGUGGAGGCUGUCUCGGAGCGUCCUGGCCCUCCGGACCAGCAGGGGGAGCUGCUGUGCGACGUGCCCUACUCUGAGGGCGUUCUUCCUCACCGCAGGGGCGAGGCCUGCCACGACUGCCAACGCCUCCGAAGAGAUGACCCCAACCUGCAGCCGUUCCAGCUGGCCAGGCCAAGGCUGGGUCUGACGUGUGUCCAGGACCUGUCCUGUCAGGACAUGAAGAAGGUGGGCUACAUCGCCCUGAUAGAAAUAACAACCUUCUACCACGCUAUGGGCAUCGAACUCAAACGCUACAGGGCCGCUCGCAGUAAGGCCAGAGAGAGUGGCAUCUUUGGAGUUCCUCUGACCACGCUGCUGGAGAGCGACAGGAAGAAGGUCCCUGGUUCUAAGGUUCCACUCGUCUUCAGAAAGCUCCUGUCCAAGCUAGAACAGACCGGCCUACAGACAGAGGGGAUUCUCAGAGUACCAGGAUCUGCUUCCAGAGUAAAGCAUCUUCGCCAGGAGCUGGAGUCUAAGUUCUACGAGGACCGCUUUGACUGGGACCAGGUGAGGCACAACGACGCAGCUGGCCUGCUGAAGAUGUUCAUCAGAGAGCUCCCCUGCCCUCUCCUCACCCUGCAGCACCUGCCUGCCUUCACCGCUGUCCAGGAUAUCUCCUCCCCCCUUCACCAGGUCCAGGCUCUCCACCUCCUCACCAUGUUGCUUCCAGAGGCCAACCGGGACACUCUAAAGGCUCUGCUGGAGUUCCUGAGGAAGGUGGUGGAGUGCGAGCAGCAGAACCGGAUGAGUCUGUGGAACGUCUCCAUGAUCGUGGCCCCCAACCUGGUGACAUGCAAGGGCCACAGCCCCCGUCCUGAGGACAUGGAGGGGGCCGCAGGGGCCGCCGCCCUGGUCAGACUGCUCAUCACGCACCAGGACCUGCUCUGGACUGUGCCCAGCUUCCUGCUGUCCCAGGUGAGGAAGAUGAACGAAGCGUCGGACCGGAGGAAGCAGCCAGGAUCGGAGAAGAGUAAGAGGAGACUGCUGCCGCUCCGCAGGAGGACCACGGAGAGAGACAAGACACCCAGGAGUGAGGUGACCGACUUGCAUGAAGGGGUCAUCCGAGUUUACGCCCCACUGCACACUAAGGUCUCCAUGGCGAUACUCCUGGACAGUGAGACUAAGGCCAAAGACGUGAUGGCCCGCUUCGACUGUGAGAACGGCCACGGCACCAGGAGGAGCAGGGCCUGUCUGUUUGAGGUGGGAGGGAACAUCGGUGAGCGCUGUCUGGACCCGGAGACACACCUGCAGGAGGUGUACCAGGUCAACCCCACCUGUGAGUGGGUGCUGAAGCCCAGCCCAGACACACCUGAAGGUGUCUGAGCCUCCCAGCACAGCCACACAGACACUAAGCCCACCUGGCCUCCGCAGGGCCUGAACACAACCUGUACCGCCAGUCCAUCAACAGAUACCAUAUCCUGCCACACGCUGUCAACAGACAAACAGGCUUCACAAACAAACUCAACCGUCGCGCUGACAGACCAAGCCUUCAGUCCAGACGAACCCUAACCCUGAUCCAGAUACCCGCAGCUCUGCUGGCUUCAGGCCAGACAGUGCUACACUGUCCCCUGGUGGACAGAGCCUCUCAGAUGUUAUGUGACGAGCGACCAAGAGUGCUGGUCAUCACGGUUGUCUUGCACCAACCUCUGUGAUGUCAUACUUACCACCAACAGGGGGUCAAGGGUCAUGAUUGGCUUGACGGUCUAUACUGAGAUGACGACUUGUGUCCCACCUCGACCUGCCACAGUAUCUCUAUAACCACUAACCUAUAUUAUCUGCUUUUGUAUUAUUGAUAUCUUAAUCCUCAUUAUUAUGGGACGUUUAUCUGUGUGAUAACGGCAUGCUGAGGCCUUGUGGGAUGAAGGAGGCCUUGAGCCUCUGGUCUACCCAGGCUGGUACCCCACUACUGAGGAGGACUAAACCAUAGCACUUCCUCCUCCUCCACCACGGCACUCCUCCAUGUCCCCCUCCUCCUCUCCUGUGCUCCCAGGGGGACGUCUGGGAGGCUGAUACAGAACCAACCCACUGCUGCAGUAUGUUCUCACUCCACACAGCACGCUGCUGGCAGGACAGAGAAGAACUACAGGAAGUUGGGAAAUAACGACAGGAAGGAAGGGACGGUACUACAGGAAGUUGGGAGCAGAACUACAGAGAAGAGGAGGUGUUCGUGGACUAUGGAGUUGCCAUAUUAAAGUGUUUUGACAAGUGUUUGAACUCUGACCUUACUGAACCAUGUUUACCUGCUGUGUUUAUGCACAUGUGCGUGUGUAUGUGUGAAAGAGAGAGAGAGACAGAGAAAGAGCAAGAGCUAUGUUAACCCCAGUUUUCUAGUGCCAUAGUAGUCUACACUCCAACACUGUGUACUUGGCCCCCAUCUGCAGUAUUGUGAGCUCAGUUUGAACCGUGUGUGUGUGUGUAACAAGGAUGAAGUGCUGCAUGAACAAACUCUGAAUUUGCUUCUGUACAGAUUUUUCAUUUUUUUAUGGUUUAAGUUUAUUAUUUUUAUUCUUAUUAUUACUAUUAUGACUAUGCUCUGCCUGCUGCCAGCCGGAGGCCAUGUUGUUUGGCCUCAAGGCUUCCUGUAUCCAUGAGUAACAGAAUAGAACCAACUGAAUCCAAAUUGAA
Messenger RNA from Osmerus eperlanus (European smelt), 3592 nucleotides. RefSeq names its product Rho GTPase activating protein 28 (gene arhgap28). The record is from RefSeq and is a predicted model, not a curated record. Gene Ontology annotation, cellular component: cytoplasm. The coding region runs from base 131 to 2290 and encodes 719 amino acids. The transcript has 15 exons. Lineage: Eukaryota; Metazoa; Chordata; Actinopteri; Osmeriformes; Osmeridae. Gene Ontology annotation, molecular function: GTPase activator activity. Gene Ontology annotation, biological process: regulation of actin filament polymerization; signal transduction; negative regulation of stress fiber assembly.